This is a messenger RNA of Aspergillus lentulus, 795 nucleotides long. Its product is annotated as versicolorin reductase. The record is from RefSeq and is a predicted model, not a curated record. Gene Ontology annotation, molecular function: oxidoreductase activity. Lineage: Eukaryota; Fungi; Ascomycota; Eurotiomycetes; Eurotiales; Aspergillaceae.
AUGACGAUCCCCUACGCUCCCGGCCGUCUGGACGGCAAAGUAGCCCUGGUGACUGGCUCCGGACGCGGAAUCGGCGCAGCCAUCGCCAUACAAUUAGGUCGACUGGGCGCCAAAGUCGUUGUCAACUACGCCAACUCUGCCGAGCAUGCGGAGAAGGUCGUCUCUGAGAUCAAGGCUCUUGGCUCCGACGCCGUCGCUUUCAAGGCCGACAUGCGCCGCGUCGCGGAGACCGCCAAGCUCUUUGACGAUGCCGUCGCCCACUUCGGGCACCUGGAUAUCGCCGUCAGCAACUCCGGGGUCGUCAGCUUCGGGCACCUUAAGGAUGUGACCGAAGAGGAGUUCGACCGGGUGUUCAGCCUCAACACGCGGGGCCAGUUCUUCGUCGCGCGAGAGGCGUACCGCGUGCUGAGCGAGGGAGGCCGGAUUAUCCUCACCUCGUCCAAUACGUCCAAGGACUUCAGCGUGCCUCGCCACUCGGUCUACUCGGGCUCUAAAGGUGCCAUCGACUCGUUUGUGCGCAUCCUGUCCAAGGACUGCGGUGACAAGAAGAUUACGGUCAAUGGAGUCGCGCCUGGCGGCACUGUAACAGACAUGUUCCAUGCAGUCUCGCAUCAUUAUAUCCCGAAUGGGGAGAAGUUCACGGCGGAGGAGAGGCAGCAGAUGGCCGCACAUGCAUCGCCCCUGCAUCGCAAUGGGUUCCCUGAGGAUAUUGCUAAUGUCGUUGGUUUUCUUGUUAGCAAGGAGGGUGAGUGGGUUAAUGGAAAGGUCAUCACUCUAGACGGAGGCGCAGCGUGA